AACUCCAUCGGGUUCGACAAUCUAUACUGUGUCAGAAAACAGAACACAGUACUUACCUUGUUACAUGAUAGUAGGCCAGAGUAAAUGUUCUGAAUUCUGACACAGUGACAGAGUUUGCAGCAGUGACUACUGUCCCUCAAACUUAGCUGCAGAAGCAGUGGUCCUAUGCAUUCGUAGAACAAACACAUCAUGUUAUUCAAGUAAAUCAAAGGCAGAUUCAGACUGUUCAAGCUAAUGGCAACUUUGGAAGAGAGAAAGAUAGGUGCCAUAGUGGGGGCACUAGUGGCCGAUGCCGCAGCACAACCCAUUCACUGGAAUUACAAGACAGCAGAUUUAGAUGACUUUCUACGGGACAAAGAGGAGAUAGCAUUCUUAGAGCCCUCCAGAAACCCGUUCUAUUGUAUUCAGACAGGAAAACACAGCUGCUAUGGAGAUCAGUCCGUCAAUAUUCUGAGGUCACUUGUGGAAAAUGGAGGGGUCAAUAUUGAAAAACUGAAAAAGUCUACGUACGAGUUGUUUGGUCCAAACACAGAGUAUGAAAAUGAAGAUAAUGCUACAUAUAAAGAUAAAUCCGAUGUGGUAAAGAAGGUGUACCCGAUUAAAUCAAAGUGGCGACAUGCUGGCAUCAAGUCAUUCCUAAAAAAUUAUAAAGAAGGAGCAGAAGUCACAGGAAUUGAGGACAAUCAGAUGGACUGUGUGCUCAAUAUGGUCAGUGUGGUGGCCCUUUAUGCUGGUCGGCCAGAGAUGUUGGACAAAGUAGAGGAGGUCAUCACGAUGACCCAGAACUCGGACAUCAACGUGGCCGUCGCCUUCACCGCAGCCAGGCUGCUGGAAUACUACAUCCUUCAUGGGAAGAUGGCAGGUGUGCAGGCAUUGAAUUCUGUGUUGGAGACAAUGGGAAAUCCCAAGAGACAAAACCCACAAGAUCUGGACCGGGGGAUGAUAAAUUACAUGAAAAAAGUCAUUGAGGAGAAGGAAACUGACCAUAUAUCAGUUGCCCGGAAAUUCAACAUCAGCUGAGUAAUACCCGGGGCCUUUCAGUCUGCUGUUCAUGGUUUGAUCACCAACACCGAGUACGUUACUGGGGUCCAUGGUACGAUCCGAGCAGGGGGAUGUAACUGUUCCCGGGCCGGAUUUAUAGGAGCCUGUCUUGGGGCUCAGAAUGGUGUGGAAGACAUUCCGGAAGAAUGGAAGAGGAAGACAUUAUCGUAUGAAGAAGUAUCCCAGCUGGCAAAGAAGUUAAUUACCAUUCAAUAAGAGCUAACAAGUUAAUUACCAUUAAGUUAGAACAAACAAGUUAAUUACAAUUCAAUUAGAGCACACAAGUUAAUCACCAUUCAAUUAAAGCAAUUAAGUUAUUUACCAUUUGGCAUUGGACAAUCAAUGUGUGUAUGGAAUGUAAAGGUUUGUGUGCUAGCUGUGGAGCAUUCUACUUUAAUAUACAAGUAUAUGAUUCUGAUAGAGUAACAGUAUUAAAUAGAUGAUUCUGUUGUAUUGAUGGUUGUGUGUUAAAUUUGACACAUAGGUCACCAGCAUAUGAAAAUCUCAUCAGAACCCUAAGCUAAGGCUGAUCAGAUUAGAUGGAGUGGCUGCAUGUCUGUCUGUGUGUCAAAUUUACUUAUACCAUGAAUACAUGUACUAUGUACUUGCAGCUGUUUUCUAUAGUCACACAUCUAUUUAUUUUUAUGCCCUUGUGUUUGGAGAUUUAGGGGCAUAUAGUCUUUUUUUUUUAUGAGCUAGGAAAGUAUUAGGGGCGAGAUCAAAAGAUCGAUGUCGGAUUAAAAUUUAAAUUCAGAUAGUUACAGGGAGGGGGAGGUAAAAUAUCCCGUAAGUUUCUGUCAUCCGACAUCGAUUACAUUUUAGUGGAAAAACAAAAAAAGACAAGUGACUGUUGAAAACCACAUAAUAAUAUUACAUUUUGAUGAACAUUUUUAAAAUAGUUAUAAUGUACACUUUUAAUUGUGAAUAAACAGUAGAAAAGGUACACAGAGUGUUAUUUAUAAUCGUAUGUUUUUACUUGUUAAUUGAUUAGUUUCAACAUUCAUCAUAUUUAGUUUUAAAGGGGGGGGGGGGGGGGGGGGGGGGGGGGGAGGUCUUGGUGAAAACUAAAUAUGGGAAUUUAGUUUUUUGUAAGGCAUUGAACUUUUGAUCUCGUCUUGGUGAAAACUAUGUGAAUUUAGUUUUUUGUAAGACAUUGAACUUUUGAUCCCGUCCCUUAGGAACAAGAAUUGUAAUAGUGUAAAUGAUGAUACUGCUUUAUGUCCUUGAACUACAAUUUAAUAUAUUCAUGCAUUGAAUUAUAUGAUGUCUUGUGAUUUUGUGAAGUUUAGCUCACUUGUGUUACUUCCUUGAUGUCUUGUGAUAUUUAGCUCACCCGAGUUACUUCCUUGAUAUUUUGUGAUAUUUAGCUCACCCGAGUUACUUCCUUGAUAUUUUGUGAUAUUUAGCUCAUCCGAGUUACUUCCUUGAUAUUUUGUGAUAUUUAGCUCACCCGAGUUACUUCCUUUAUAUUUUGUGAUAUUUAGCUCACCCGAGUUACUUCCUUGAUAUCGUGUGAUACUUAGCUCACCUGAGUUACUUCCUUAAUGUCUUGUGAUAUUUAGCUCACCUGAGUUACUUCCUUGAUGUCUUGUGAUAUUUAGCUCACCUGAGCUGAAGGGUCGGUGAUCUUUUCUGAUCCCAUUCUGUCCCUCGUCUGCCUGUCACUUGUGCACAUUAUUGACUUCAUUCUAGAACCACUAAAUCAUUUGAAACUGGGCAUAGCAAAGCCUCUUUCAGUAAAAGAGAUUUUUUGCUCAUAUGGUUGUUGUGUCCCAAUUGUGGAGAUAUUGUUAUCUUAGAAACAAUGAAAAGAAAUUGGGGUAACUAUGAAAUCUUUUAUUCAAGAACUGCAAAUUACAAAACUAAUGUGCAUGUCAUGUAGUUUAAUGAUGUGGGUCCACAUUUGGGGUUCAAAGUUUCACGUGGGAAGAAAAAUCUUUUCAUGAUCAACAGUGCUACUGCUGUGACACAAGGAACACAAUUUUUGCAUCAAUUAUUAAAACGAAAUAUUUUUGACACAACAAGGUAAGAGUAAGCUGAUUCAGAUGAGAGUUGUUACCUAUAGUAUAAGUAUGAUCAAAUGAGUAGUAUUUUUAUGAUUUGAUGCUUUCCUUUUGAAAUCCAGAACUUGUAAAUUAUAUAACUAACUAACUUAUUAAAAUUUCCAGAAAUGCA
Molecule: messenger RNA, 3216 nt
Organism: Ostrea edulis (European flat oyster)
Lineage: Eukaryota; Metazoa; Mollusca; Bivalvia; Ostreida; Ostreidae
Product: crystallin J1A-like
Exons: 8
Coding region: 235-1020 (261 amino acids)
Source: RefSeq, a predicted model, not a curated record